UGUUGAAUUCGCUUUGCAAACUAACGGACGCUCUAAUGUACAAUAUAAUUUACGUCGCGUGUCGCUGAACGCCAGAUAGUCACUAGAAUCGUCAAAGGAACUGGCGCUGACAGAGCUCUUAUUUCAAUAGAACACAGGACACCGGAACAGUUACCAGAUAAAGCCAUACAUAGGGAGCCUGAAGCCUGCAAAGCAACAGAAACCAAUUCGCGCAAUCGUCGUCGUCGUUUGUCGGAAAAGUGAGAAGUCGAGCCCGCUGCUAUACAACGAUUGCUGAAAUUUUACUGCCGAAAUAGAUUUUCUCAAGUGUGCCAUCGCGAUGGCUGCUCCAGCAGCCUGUACGCGUUUUUCGGACAAUUACGAAAUAAAAGAAGAGCUUGGAAAAGGGGCCUUCUCGAUAGUGAAAAGAUGUGUCCAGAAAUCGACCGGGUUCGAGUUUGCUGCAAAGAUUAUAAAUACUAAGAAAUUAACGGCAAGGGACUUUCAAAAGCUGGAACGAGAGGCCAGGAUUUGCAGAAAAUUACACCAUCCUAACAUUGUUCGAUUGCAUGACAGCAUCCAGGAGGAAAACUAUCAUUAUCUUGUGUUUGAUCUUGUAACUGGCGGUGAACUUUUCGAAGAUAUUGUUGCACGCGAAUUUUAUUCAGAAGCUGAUGCAUCACAUUGUAUUCAACAAAUAUUGGAAUCGGUCAAUCACUGCCACCAGAACGGUGUGGUGCAUCGAGAUCUGAAACCAGAGAAUUUACUAUUAGCUAGUAAGGCAAAGGGUGCAGCUGUGAAACUCGCUGACUUUGGUCUAGCCAUUGAAGUGCAAGGCGACCAUCAGGCCUGGUUUGGAUUUGCUGGUACUCCCGGUUAUCUGUCGCCGGAGGUAUUAAAGAAGGAGCCCUAUGGCAAAUCGGUAGAUAUAUGGGCAUGCGGUGUGAUUCUAUACAUACUGUUGGUGGGCUACCCACCUUUCUGGGAUGAGGAUCAACAUCGAUUGUACUCACAGAUCAAGGCAGGAGCUUAUGAUUAUCCAUCUCCAGAAUGGGACACUGUAACGCCAGAAGCAAAAAAUUUAAUUAAUCAAAUGCUCACGGUGAAUCCAAACAAGAGAAUAACCGCAGCUGAAGCGCUCAAGCAUCCGUGGAUCUGCCAAAGGGAACGCGUGGCUUCUGUUGUGCAUCGCCAAGAAACCGUGGACUGUCUCAAGAAAUUCAAUGCUCGACGCAAACUUAAGGGUGCUAUACUUACUACAAUGCUGGCUACCAGAAACUUCUCAAGCAGAAGCAUGAUCACCAAGAAGGGCGACGGAUCUCAAGUCAAGGAAUCAACUGACUCUUCUAGCACAACACUUGAGGACGAUGAUGUGAAGGCGGUGGAGCUGUUGAACUUGGAUUAAAGAAACUAACAGAAAUUACAGUACCAAAAACUUCAUUUUUUAUACGUCUCUCUUGUCUCUUGUUUGUGUUUUAUAUUUAAAAAGAAAAUACAACAACAAAACAAAAGAACAUUCCAAACAAAAUCCCAAGGUUGAGACUCCCUAAUUGUUGACUUAAGUUAAUUAAGGUUUAUUUAUUUGAACAAAAGAAGAAGCUUGUCACUCGUAUUUGGGCACAUUCGUUCAGUGUUUGUUGAAUAUUGGGGAACCCACAACCAUGGAAGCAAUACCGAAGCAAUACCGAAGCCAUGGAGAUUUUCGUUUACAGCUGGACCAAUACAAUACCACACAUACAUACAUACAUAUGUAUAUUGAUUUGAUUUAACUAAUUAACGACUUGUAUAUAGAAAGAUUGGAACUGCAUUUCUUUUAAAAUGGUGCUGAAUUACAAUCCACAUAAGGUCGCAUGCAUAUUUAUGAAGUUCCCAAGGCAAACACACCGAAUACGGACAGUUAAUGCUAACUCUCAUCUAAUUAAACCACAUACAUACAAUCUAAAGCCCGCCCAGAUGCCAAGCCAAGACGUACUAAAUACUAAUAAUGCAUCCAUCCAAUAAGUAAAAUGCCAAGAGCGCAAGUACCUAACAACUGCUCCAAGCGCUCCAACCGCUCCAAAUGCUCCAAAUAGCUCCAAACUGCAAUCGAAUCUGUCGCAAAAAGCUGGCGCGCUAACCGGUACAAAUCAUUCGAACACUAGGCGGCCGUGGCCAUGCAACCCAGACAAGCGUCGACGUCGUCGUCGUCACCCCACCUACACCUCCAUCCCCACCUGCGA
Scaptodrosophila lebanonensis is the source of this 2198-nucleotide messenger RNA. It is a transcript of the gene CaMKII, whose product is annotated as calcium/calmodulin-dependent protein kinase type II alpha chain. The transcript is spliced from 11 exons. Gene Ontology annotation, cellular component: neuron projection; cytoplasm. The coding region runs from base 320 to 1384 and encodes 354 amino acids. The record is from RefSeq and is a predicted model, not a curated record. Gene Ontology annotation, biological process: protein phosphorylation. Lineage: Eukaryota; Metazoa; Arthropoda; Insecta; Diptera; Drosophilidae. Gene Ontology annotation, molecular function: calmodulin binding; calcium/calmodulin-dependent protein kinase activity; ATP binding.